Molecule: messenger RNA, 1401 nt
Organism: Pomacea canaliculata
Lineage: Eukaryota; Metazoa; Mollusca; Gastropoda; Architaenioglossa; Ampullariidae
Exons: 5
Coding region: 354-1364 (336 amino acids)
Source: RefSeq, a predicted model, not a curated record
CACACACGUCAGGUUUUGAAGGGAGAGACACAUAAGUCAGGCGUUUUCUCUGGUAUGUGAGUUUGCCUCCCUGACUGUGAUGUGGGGGUCUGGUACUGGGCAGUUGACGACAGACACGACGUCGAGCAUGAUGAUGACGAUGAGGUGAACUAAAAGGUGUCACGUGAUUAUAAAAACACUUGUUUUCCUCAUAAUCAAAGAGUUAGUCGGAGUUGCCGUUUAUCUCCACCACAGAACUAACGGUCAAGUUUCGUGACGUACACUGGAGAAAGAGGGGUUAAUAUUCUAGAACACUGGCUACAGACACUGCCUCCCACUGAUGUGAUGUUGUUAAAGGGAGACCACUGUCAGCAAUGUCCAGUCAUCCGUCACCUGCUACACAACAGGCUGUGACCUUAGCAGAAGCUCAGACAUUCUGGCUCCAGUGGGUUGAGGCCGCGUUCCCUGAUCUCGAGUCACGCGCCUACUUCCUGCCUCCUGUCUACUUCAACCGCGUGCCCAUGACUAGACAGUCGGUUGGUGGUCAGGAUGUUCUGGUCCUUUGGUCAGCACCUGGACAGGCCGGUCAGUCCAACCAACAGGCGAUGGCUUCAUCUGCUGCUGCUCAGGCUCCCAGUCCUCAGCUUCCUCGAGUUCAGGACAGUGAUGUCAGAGACGAUGCCGCCAUGCAGCGCGUCCACAUGUGUCUGCAGAAAAUGGCAGAACAAAAUAAAGAAGUUUUGGUAGGACUUAAUCAGUUGAAGUUCGAAGAAUGUUUAGGUGAACCUUGUUACUCAGCCGUGGCUGGCCAUCUUCCCGUAGCCGACAGUCUUCCGUCGUCAUUUCCAGAAAACUGGAAACGAGGAGACUUUGAUGUGCUUCUUCUUCACCGACAUCACGGGUUAGUCGUCUGUGAAGUGAAAACGUUUGGUGACAAUAUACAUAAACUUAACAUGUCACAGCAGAAUAUAGACAGCAACAUUAGACAGAAACUGAAACAGGCCGUGUCACAGCUGGACAAGGCGGAGGCCAUGUUGUCUCACCUGGUGUCCGACAUCGCUCCCGGUCUGCGCAUCACUAAGAUCAUCGCUUUACCCAACCUCACGACUCAUCAACUUCAACAGGCCAUCUCCGGCGACACCCAAAUGACUCAAGACCUGUGUCAGUGUCUGGGAACAUCAGACCCCGCCGACAUCGUAGGUCUGUGUCUGUGCUGUGAUCAGUUGUCUGACCCCAAGACCCCGUGUGACGUCAGUAGUCACGUGCUGAGGGAACUCGGACACUGGUGGCAGCGACGUGUGGCUGGGGCUGGACCUGACCCUCACAUGACUUUUGUCCUGUACAAGACUUUGGUUGCCCGGUUUGUGGUCCGGCGACAACAGUGAGUGUGCCAUGCACAUGUCCUCCACGUGUGAGUGUCAA